Coregonus sp. 'balchen' is the source of this 3475-nucleotide messenger RNA. NCBI's taxonomy places the organism in Eukaryota, Metazoa, Chordata, Actinopteri, Salmoniformes, Salmonidae. The record is from the annotation of a GenBank genome assembly.
AUGCCGACGGUGGUCCUAAUGGACGCGUCUCUGUCCAUGACGCGGCCGGUCUCUCUGGAGCCGUGCUCGGAGGAGUUACAGAGGAAGAACCUAGCUGUGGCAGGACUCACCAUGCUGUUUGAACACAUGGCUACGAACUACCGACUGGAAUUCACCUCUCUUGUGGCCUUCUCUUCCCUGUGGGAGCAACUGGUGCCUUUCACCAGGGACUACAACAUCCUACAGGUACCCAGGUCUGGCUAACACCAGGGAGUAGAACACCCAACAGGUACACAGGUCUGGCUAACACCAGGGAGUAGAACACCCAACAGGUACACAGGUCUGGCUAACACCAGGGAGUAGAACACCCAACAGGUACACAGGUCUGGCUAACACCAGGGAGUAGAACACCCAACAGGUACACAGGUCUGGCUAACACCAGGGAGUAGAACACCCAACAGGUACACAGGUCUGGCUAACACCAGGGAGUAGAACACCCAACAGGUACACAGGUCUGGCUAACACCAGGGACUAGAACACCCCAACAGGUACACAGGUCUGGCUAACACCAGGGAGUAGAACACCCAACAGGUACACAGGUCUGGCUAACACCAGGGAGUAGAACACCCAACAGGUACACAGGUCUGGCUAACACCAGGGAGUAGAACACCCAACAGGUACAACAGGUCUGGCUAACACCAGGGAGUAGAACACCCAACAGGUACACAGGUCUGGCUAACACCAGGGACUAGAACACCCAACAGGUACACAGGUCUGGCUAACACCAGGGAGUAGAACACCCAACAGGUACCACAGGUCUGGCUAACACCAGGGAGUAGAACACCCAACAGGUACACAGGUCUGGCUAACACCAGGGAGUAGAACACCCAACAGGUACACAGGUCUGGCUAACACCAGGGAGUAGAACACCCAACAGGUACACAGGUCUGGCUAACACCAGGGAGUAGAACACCCAACAGGUACACAGGUCUGGAUAACACCAGGGAGUAGAACACCCAACAGGUACACAGGUCUGGCUAACACCAGGGAGUAGAACACCCAACAGGUACACAGGUCUGGCUAACACCAGGGAGUAGAACACCCAACAGGUACACAGGUCUGGCUAACACCAGGGAGUAGAACACCCAACAGGUACACAGGUCUGGCUAACACCAGGGAGUAGAACACCCAACAGGUACACAGGUCUGGCUAACACCAGGGCUUGGAGGCAAUAUGGUAGUAGCUCUACUUGCUCUCUGAUUGGCUAGAGGAACUGUAGACAUAUUGGUUACACCAGAUCUGAUUCUUUUGUUAAUUGUGUCCUUCCCUCUGCUGUGCGGUGCAGGAAGCCCUGAGCAACCUGGAGGACUAUGACAAGACGUGUCUGGAGUCAGCGCUGCAUGGAGUCAGCAACGUGGUGCAGCAGGAGUGGGGGCACGCCUGUCCCACACAGGUACUUUAUCAAGCCGUGAUAGUACCAUACUCUAUCCAGUAGUAAACUGUCCCACACGGGUACUUUAUCAAGCCGUGAUAGUACCAUACUCUAUCCAGUAGUAAACUGUCCCACACGGGUACUUUAUCAAGCCGUGAUAGUACCAUACUCUAUCCAGUAGUAAACUGUUCCACACAGGUACUUUAUCAAGCCGUGAUAGUACCAUACUCUAUCCAGUAGUAAACUGUCCCACACGGGUACUUUAUCAAGCCGUGAUAGUACCAUACUCUAUCCAGUAGUAAACUGUCCCACACGGGUACUUUAUCAAGCCGUGAUAGUACCAUACUCUAUCCAGUAGUAAACUGUCCCACACGGGUACUUUAUCAAGCCGUGAUAGUACCAUACUCUAUCCAGUAGUAAACUGUCCCACACGGGUACUUUAUCAAGCCGUGAUAGUACCAUACUCUAUCCAGUAGUAAACUGUCCCACACGGGUACUUUAUCAAGCCGUGAUAGUACCAUACUCUAUCCAGUAGUAAACUGUCCCACACGGGUACUUUAUCAAGCCGUGAUAGUACCAUACUCUAUCCAGUAGUAAACUGUCCCACACGGGUACUUUAUCAAGCCGUGAUAGUACCAUACUCUAUCCAGUAGUAAACUGUCCCACACGGGUACUUUAUCAAGCCGUGAUAGUACCAUACUCUAUCCAGUAGUAAACUGUCCCACACGGGUACUUUAUCAAGCCGUGAUAGUACCAUACUCUAUCCAGUAGUAAACUGUCCCACACGGGUACUUUAUCAAGCCGUGAUAGUACCAUACUCUAUCCAGUAGUAAACUGUCCCACACGGGUACUUUAUCAAGCCGUGAUAGUACCAUACUCUAUCCAGUAGUAAACUGUCCCACACGGGUACUUUAUCAAGCCGUGAUAGUACCAUACUCUAUUCAGUAGUAAACUGUCCCACACGGGUACUUUAUCAAGCCGUGAUAGUACCAUACUCUAUCCAGUAGUAAACUGUCCCACACGGGUACUUUAUCAAGCCGUGAUAGUACCAUACUCUAUCCAGUAGUAAACUGUCCCACACGGGUACUUUAUCAAGCCGUGAUAGUACCAUACUCUAUCCAGUAGUAAACUGUCCCACACGGGUACUUUAUCAAGCCGUGAUAGUACCAUACUCUAUCCAGUAGUAAACUGUCCCACACGGGUACUUUAUCAAGCCGUGAUAGUACCAUACUCUAUCCAGUAGUAAACUGUCCCACACGGGUACUUUAUCAAACCAAUGAAUCUAAUGUAUGGGCGGCAGGUAGCUUAGUGGUUAAGAGCGUUGUGCCAGUAACCGAAAGGUCGCUGGUUCUAAUCCCCGAGCCGACUAGGUGAAAAAUCUGUCGAUGUGCCCUUGAGCAAGGCACUUAACCCUAAUUGCUCCUGUAAGUCGCUCUGGAUAAGAGCGUCUGAUAAAUGACUAAAAUGUAAAUGUAAAUGUAUUAACAAAGCCUUUUUUACAUCUUCGAUGUGCAUCGUCAAAUAAUAGUCAACGUUUACUGAGGCAAAAAACCAUUUCUGAACUCAUUAUUGACACCAUAGUUUACAGGGAGAUAUACACCUAGGAGUUGUAACACCCUGGUUAAUUUAUCUCGAUAAUCCUAUAUUUUCCUGGUCUCAGUGAUUCCUGACAGCACUGACGGACUGUGACCUGUCGUUGUCAUAGCUACCGUAAGAUGAAUGCACUAACUCUAAAUUGCUCAGGAUAAGAGCGUCUGCUAAAUAACUCAAAUGUUAAACGCAGGUAAACUUCCACCCAGAUGUUGGUGAAUAUUGUUGCAGUUCUCCUUGUGGCCUCCAUGUGGUGCUCUCUGAGACACUCCACUCCCUACAGACUAUUAGAUUGAUUAUUGAUCUGGUGGCCUACAGGUGGUGUUGGUAACAGAUGGGUCUCUGGGGAUCGGUAAAGGCUCUCUGAGACACUCCCUACAGACUCUGAAAGGACGACCGGAGGAUAAGAAGUUUCCUCUGCCGUUCCCUUUCCCUGCCAAGCUGUUCGUCAUGUGCAUCGCUAACGCAGAGGAG